AUGCAUCGUAGCGUAAUCGCAUUUAUCCAGGCUGUAGCCUUUUCAGCGCUCUUCGAUCUCAGUCAAGCAGUCCCGUACUCAAGCAAACUGCACAAGAAUACAGCGCUCGUUCUCAUCGACAUACAAAAUGAUUUCAUCACCGGCUCGCUGAACAAUUCACGCGCGCCUUCAAUACUCCCACAAGUCUAUAAACUCGUCGACGACCACGAGUGGCCCUUUUUAGUGGCCUCUCAAGAUUGGCAUCCAGAGGAUCAUGUAUCAUUCGCCCCUAGCCAUGAGGGCAAGAAAGCCGGCGAUAUCGUCCAAGUUCCAUUCGUCGAUACUCCUACCAAGGUUGAGAGCCAAAUGCUCUUCGCCCCCCACUGCGUUCCGGGAACCUGGGGCUCAGAAAUCGAACAAGAUCUUAAGAUGCGCCUCUACAAUCUAGAGGGCUAUCGCACGCCCGUACAUUACAUCAAGAAGGCGCAGGACCAUUCCGUUGACAGCUACUCCGCUUUCGCGGACAACCAGUACCAUAGGUUCACCACCAUGGAUUCCGAAUUAAGGCUUCACGGGAUCAAGACUCUCGUCGUCGCGGGAUUGAUUACGGAUGCCUGUGUGCGAGGUACUUGCAUUGAUGGCAUCAAGUUAGGCUACGAGGUCAUUUUGGUGGAAGAUGCGACAGAGACGCUUAGCGAUUCGAUCAAGGCUGCCACUAUUGAGGAACUGAAAGGCUGGGGCGUACAGGUCGUCCCCUUGGAGCAAUGGGAAAAGAAUAAUCCCACAGGAUCAAUUAAGCAUACAGAGUUGUAA
Molecule: messenger RNA, 792 nt
Organism: Aaosphaeria arxii CBS 175.79
Lineage: Eukaryota; Fungi; Ascomycota; Dothideomycetes; Pleosporales
Product: Isochorismatase hydrolase
Exons: 2
Coding region: 1-792 (263 amino acids)
Source: RefSeq, a predicted model, not a curated record